CCAGAUACUGCGGAAUUGAAUGGAUACUUCGUUCCCCUGCCUAGGGCCUCAAGCCUAUCAGGCGCCUGAUUCUCGAAACGAGGGAGCAGGAUUCCUAUGGGGAGAACAAGUGUCCUGUCCUUAUCAGCUCCUUACAAAAUCUCAUACGAGUGACAAGAAUAAUAACUUUGUUCUCAUGAGAACGCUGCUCCCAUGUUUCGAGAAUCAGGUACCCGCUGUAGCUUGUGGAUGGUCCAGGUUUCACAUCCUUAGAGAAGUGUCGGUAUGACGAUGGAAUUGGAGACCGAGAGCUCAGUUUGGGCACUUUUGUCGUGGUUGUCAAAUAUCCUUUCCAAGAGACAUCCAAAUGCUGUGCUGGUGCAUUUCAGUCGGUGUUUCAUUUUCUCGUCAUUUGCAUUUGUUGAAAGAUUACGACCGAGGUAUGAAGAGGGCCGCUUGUUCCAUAGACGGACGAGAGCCUGCUGGCUCUUUCGAGAGGUAAAACUUCAACUUAUAUUCCAGUCGUUUAUUGGAAAUCUUUGCAUGAAAAAUUGUGUAUACGACUUAAGAAGAGCGGUUUGUAAAUUAAAAUAUCUAAAUAUAAGCGAAAUUGUUAAAAUAAAUAUGGGUCAGAAUAAAAGCUUCCCGAAAAAUUUAAAAAGCUCCACACCAUAAAUCAUAUUUAAAAUUGCAUUUUGAUAAAUUGCAAUAAGAUUAUGCAGGUACUAGUUUUCAUUGCCGUUGCGGUACAUUCGAGCGACAAGAAAUCAUUUCUGAAAUUUAAAUGAACAAAAACGAUCAAAAUGGCAAUACAAAAAUUUAAAAAGUUAUUCAUCAAAACACCAAUUUAAUUAAGAAAUAUUAUAAAUUCACAUAUUUCGCAUAAUAACUUAUGAUGAUGGAUUCAAAAUUUAUUUAAACGAGGCCUUUGUGCAAUUAGCUUAAUGUGUGAACUAAUUCUGUUUACUGCAAAGAAUCUACA
Molecule: messenger RNA, 961 nt
Organism: Ceutorhynchus assimilis (cabbage seed weevil)
Lineage: Eukaryota; Metazoa; Arthropoda; Insecta; Coleoptera; Curculionidae
Source: the annotation of a GenBank genome assembly